AUGCCUCGAUUAAAUGGUUUGGCCGAAAUCAGAGUUAGCUUCACUAAGAAGGAAGGGCUGGCUUUGUCACCAAGAACGUUACCUCCUAGUUUGCUUACGGACGGCGAGAAGGUGGCCUUGAUCGUUUCCACUCUUCUCAUCAUUCUACUGGCACUUGUCUUCUGCCAAUUAACUCGUCAGCGGCACCGAGUUCUCUCCAAGUUGAUGCUUACCGGCUCAUCUCAUCCAGAAACAGAGCUGAUGCUGUAA
Molecule: messenger RNA, 249 nt
Organism: Protopolystoma xenopodis
Lineage: Eukaryota; Metazoa; Platyhelminthes; Monogenea; Polystomatidea; Polystomatidae
Source: the annotation of a GenBank genome assembly